Molecule: messenger RNA, 3294 nt
Organism: Mya arenaria
Lineage: Eukaryota; Metazoa; Mollusca; Bivalvia; Myida; Myidae
Exons: 6
Coding region: 432-1481 (349 amino acids)
Source: RefSeq, a predicted model, not a curated record
CUUCACUGAGCAGCAUUCUAUCACCAUGACUAAUAUGCGAUAAGGUCUUGUGUACGCCGUACAAUAUAACCCUUAUCAACUUAUUUAUUGUCCUCAUGUUGAUAUAAGUGUACAUGCCAGGACAGGAACUAUCAACAACAUACCUUCGGAUUGUAUUAAAACAAAACAAACAUGGGCGAUGAGCUGGCUCUUGAGAGUCAACUUUGUUGAGCAAAGCUGGGGAUGAGUGUUUUAUUGUUACUGCCUAUGUUACUGACGAAACACUGCAUCUGCUCGGCUCGAUCAAGGGAACUGACUUUGUAGAGAGAAAAUCCCUUAUUGUCAAAACGGAAUUUCUGCAAUACUUAAAAAACCAGGCUUUAUCAGAAGUCGUCAGAGGGCCAGACGUUAUUGACGAUCCACACAGUGAAAGAAAAGUGGUCAGGUCUCUUAUGUCACAUUUAGCGGUUAGAUUACAUGCCGACGUGGAGGAGUGUUUCAUCGUGAGUGCAAAGAACCCAAACGUUCUGGGCUCCGACAAAGGGAAAGCUUACUUCUGCGAGGAUUUCAAGUUUUGUCAGAAAGCAUUCUCUCGCCACAUUUGUAAUUAUCGGGCUUUGAAGUGUUUUAAAAUGAAACCAACCUUGAUGCUAGUACUGUCGGGAAAAAAACACGUAGAAAUAAGCAGACCUAACGUCUCGUUUGCUCAACAUUCCAGACCAACUGACGGAAACAGAUCAAGUCAAUCCGUAGUACAAGUGAAAAUUAAAAAGGUUUCGGAUAAUGUGAAAGUGAACACUAAAAGGACCAAUAUAGAAGACCAAAUUAAGGAAUCGCCUUCGCUCCUUCUUGGAAAAGCUUUACCACCCGAGGGGACUCCAAGAAAGGCAAAUGCCGAUGAGCCUGUCGUACCUGUAACCCCCGCCUCUAAUGAUGAUGAUAAUGACAGUUGGUCUAAUUCAGAUGACAAGUUUAAAAAAGAGUUGGAAAAUAAGUUACCCGACAUGAGUGCCUUUAUCGGAAGGACUCCGAUAAAACUAGAUCAAGACGCCAAGCGGUCAGUGAAGUCCCUGUCAAAAUGCGGGUCAGCUCUACAAAAGAUAACGGAAGCGUGUCAAGAGCCAGCCAUAAAGAAACACAAUGAAGAAUGUGGUGUACGGUCAUACGUUAGCGCAAGAAAAAACGAGAGGGCGACAAACUCAAGUGUUAUUGCAGGGACAUCUGAUGAGUGUAAACAGGGAGCUAAUUCAAACUCUGUAGAAAUCCAAUCAUUUACAUGCGUUGUGAAAAGUUGUUUGAGAGAAUUUAUCGCCCGUUGGCGGUUAUUAAAACAUUAUCAAAGUCAUACCGAGACGAAACGAAUCACAUGCAGAGAGUGCGAUGAAAAUUUAAAAGCAGCACCACCGCAAUCAAGCAUUGUAGAACAGCCCACCCAUACAUUGAGAAACUGCGACCGCAAUAUCCGAGCCGACAACAGCUUGAAGAUCUCGAAAGGGAGUUAAAUGCGGAAAACACUGAUGACCGCGUCUAGUGAUAUACUAAACCUAGAAACUGUAAGAGUGCGUGCUCAGUUAAAACCAAAGAACCGCACAAGAAUUAUAUAGAACUUAGAAACUGUAAAACAGUGAGCGCUCUGUUUAAAAAACAUAUCCAAAAAUACAUGUAUACUGCGCAAAUUAACCACUGUAAACCUAUAUGUGUUUAGUUAAAGCCAAAACACGACGUCAAUAUGUGUAUUGAACUGAGGACCUGUAAAUCUAUAUACGUUCAGUGAAAGCAAACGAACCACGUCUAUACGUGAAUUGAACUAAGAAACUGUAAACUAUAUAUGUGUUCAGUUAAAGCAAAAUAACCACGUCUAUACGUGUAUUAAACUGAGAAACUAGAAACUAUAUAUGUUCAGUUAAAGCAAAAGAACCACGUCUAUACGUGAAUUAAACUGAGAAUCUAGAAACUAUAUAUUUUCAGUUAAAGCCAUAAAAUAACGUCCAUAAAUGUACUUAACAUAGAAAAUGUAAACUGUGUGUGUUCAUUUUAAGCCACAGUGCAAUGUUUAGAAACAUAUUGAACUUAGUAACUGUAAAACUAAAUUUGUUCAGUUAAAGCUACAAAACCACGUCUUAAUCUGUACUGAACUUAAAAACUGUUAAACUUUAGUCGUGUUUUUAAGCCAAAGAGCCAGGUCUAGAAAUAUACUUAACUUUUAAACUGUUAUUCUAUUUGUGUUUAGUUAAAGCCGUGAAACAAGACAGUCAACAUACUUGUAUUUGUAAACGAUACUUAGACGUAUCAGCAUAUAGCACAAUUUUAGAACUUAAGACUGGCUAAAAUAUUCGAGUUUAGAACAAGACUGGCUAAAUUAUGCGAGUUUAGAAUAAGUCUCUCAACUCGAAUGUCUAAAUUAUGUGAGUUUAUAAUUACACUGGCUAAUAUAUGCAAGUUUUUUAAAAGGCGUGUUUAUUUUUUAUAUGUCUAUAUUUUCUUUUUUUAUUAUCUCUAAUUCAAAAUUUAAAAGUUGUUUAUUUUAUUAUCGCUAGUUUAAAUUUCGUUUUGGUUGACACUAUGAAUGCCUCGACAGGGCUCAGUCUAGCAGACGACGUCACAUGUAUAGACUUAUAUAUCACCCACCCACCACUUAGAUUAUUCAGUAUUUGUGGUUUUUACUAGCUUGAAGAUAUCAAUCCUCUUGUACGUCAACAUUAUAUAUACUUGGGUAAUAUUGUUUACAUGUAUGUAUAUAUACAUUUUGUACUCAUUUUUAUACUCUCAUUAAAUGCUCAAACGAAAAUAGUCUACAUUUUAAACACACCGCUUUUAUAUAGAUAUCCCACUGGAUUAUGCAUGAAAAUGCUGCUCUAAAAUGUAGUCAUUGGCGCCGCACUGAAGUGUGCGCCUAUUUUUGGAUGGGAAUACUUUUUAGUUAGAGGUAGGAGCGGUUUUUAAUUUUGAUUGACUUUUGGGUUUUACUUUGUUAUUUUAUAACAAUUUAAAAAAAUGCAAAUGGAUGGGCAUUGCAUGCGGGUUAAUUAUGCUAUUUAUGAUUAAAUAUUUUGUCUUCAAUUUAUCUUCAAAACAUUUUUUUUUUAAAAAACGACAAAUAAGUUUAAUAACUCUUCCCGAUUCGUUUUCGUUUUAUGAUUGGUUACCUGUAAUCAUGUGCCGGAAAUGUAAAAUGGGUGGACUGGUAAUUAUACGAAUGCGAAUAAUUAUGUUUUAUUUCGUUUUGUUAUGUUUACUGCAUUGAUGAAUAAUGGACUAAGCUGUUUUCUAUCAAUAUCGGAAUUAAAUGUUCACCUUACUUUAUUUGUUAAUAUG